AUGUCAUACUAUUCCUACGACGACGAUGAGGAUCUCGACAUCCGCGUGCGCAGAGGCCGAGCAUCUCCACACAUAACCCCCGUUAUCUAUCCCGAGCACCGCUAUGCGCGUCCCCCAGCGCGUCCCUACUACGACCACCCGAGCGGCAGCGGGUAUCUGGUGCCCCAGAUGGGCGGCCCCUUGCAGAGAUCGCGUUCGACGGGGCAUCGAGCGAGUCCGCCGCCACCACCACCACCUCAGCCCAUCGUGAUCAAUAACCGCGUCUACAAUGAUCUCGACGACGACGAGCACGAGCGCCGGGAAUACCUACAGCUGGCUCCUAAGCGAUCCCACCACCGCUCGCACUCGCACGCGCACUCGCACUCCCGCUCCCGCUCUCGCUCGCAUUCGCGGGCUUCCUCGGGCCAUUCCUCGCGCGAUAGUAUGGAUAGGCGGUUGAGGGAGGAGUAUGAGAUUGAACGCGCACGGGACAAGGCGCGCAGAGAGUACGAGGCGCAGCUGGUUCACACAAGGAGGGAAUACGAGUUCGAGAAGUCCAAGACGAAGAAAGAUCUCGAGCUAGAGAAGACGCGUAAGGAGCUCGAGGCGUUAAAGCUGGAAGCUGAGCGCGAGGCGGAGGAGAAGCGGCUGAAGAAGGAGAUGGAGCUUGCUCGUCUCAAGGAGGAGAGGCGUAAAGCAGAAGAGAAGAAACGUGCCGAAAAGGAAGCGGAUGAGGCGGUAGAGAAGUGGAAGAAGAAGGAGGCGGAAAGAGUUGCGAGGGAAAAGAGGGAAGAGGAGGAGGCGAUAGAGAGGUUCAAGAGAAAGCAGGCGAGGGAGAAGGAGGAGCAGGAGGAGGCCAUGGAGAAGUUCAAGAGAAAGGAGGCAGAGAGGGUUGCGAAGGAGAAGAAGGAGAAGGAGGAGAGGGAUAAGGAGUAUGAUAGGAGGCUAGAGCAGGAUCUGAGGAGGUCUGGAUUGGAUGAGAGGCAGAUUGCUGUUAUCACCAAAAAGGAGCAGGCCAUCGAUCCCAACAGACCUACAUACACCAGAAUGUCCCGCAGACAUCUCUCGAUCGAAACACUAAACAAGUACAGGAUUGACUACACGUUCGAUCAGGAUCCUGACUACAUCUUGAUCAAACGCUGGGUUCCCGAGUUCGAGCAAGACUUCCUCUGGUCCCACACCAGGGAAAUCCGAGAGCGCAGAAGGCCAACAUUGAUUGCAAUUGAAGACCGCAAGCAUCACCACAGCGAGCCGGAAUUCGAAUUCGUCAGAAAGAAGGAGCACAAGAGAAAGCCAUCUCCUUCUCCGCUGUUGGCUUACUUGGCUGGUGGCAAAGGUCGCUAA
This is a messenger RNA of Lachnellula hyalina, 1323 nucleotides long. Its product is annotated as Reticulocyte-binding protein 2-like protein. The coding region runs from base 1 to 1323 and encodes 440 amino acids. The record is from RefSeq and is a predicted model, not a curated record. The transcript has 2 exons. NCBI's taxonomy places the organism in Eukaryota, Fungi, Ascomycota, Leotiomycetes, Helotiales, Lachnaceae.